Messenger RNA from Staurois parvus, 370 nucleotides. The record is from the annotation of a GenBank genome assembly. Lineage: Eukaryota; Metazoa; Chordata; Amphibia; Anura; Ranidae.
CACUGAUCCAUGGAAAGAGCCGAAGAUGUCGGCUUGGUCAUGUGAUCAGCUGUGUCCAAUCACAGGGACAUGUACACUGAUCAUCAGGGCACUGAUGAUCAGUGUAGCCCCAGCAGUGCCACCUGUCAGUGUCCAUCAGUGCCUUGUGUCAGUGCUCAUCAGUACCACGUGCCAGUGCCCACCAGUGCCACAUAUCAGUGCCUACCAGUGCACAUCAAUGCCACAUAUCAGUGCCCAUCUGAGCUGCCUUUCAGUGUCACCCAUCAGUGCCAGUCAGUGACACCUAUCAAUGCCAAUCAGUGCCACCUAUCAGUUCCACCAGUGUCGCCUAUCAGUGCCAGUUAGUACCGCCUAUUAGUGCCCGUCAGUG